Messenger RNA from Racocetra persica, 474 nucleotides. Lineage: Eukaryota; Fungi; Glomeromycota; Glomeromycetes; Diversisporales; Gigasporaceae. The record is from the annotation of a GenBank genome assembly.
GUUAUGCUCCUAGUACCAGCACUGGAAAUAAAGGAUUGAUUAUUGUAAAUAACCUUGAUGCUGCUAAAAAAGCUAUUAAGUUGAUAAUUGAUCAGAGUGAAGGAGGUAGUAGCAGUAACAAAUCAAUAAAUGCUACAAUCGAUGUCAAAGUUAGUGGAACAAUUGAAGUCAGUAAAAAAAUAAAAAUCUCUGGUGCAAUCAAAGAAGCAAAAGAAAAAGAGACAAUAGAAGGGACGAUAGAAAGGAUACUAGAUGAUUCAUCGUUCAGUGACCCAUACACUCAAGAUAUUAGAUCAUAUACAGAUCCAAAUAUCGACACUACCAUUAUCACUUUUGACGCUGCCAAUUCUUACCUUAUGCUCUUAUUACAAGUUGUUUGGAGAACCGAUAGACAAAAGAAAAAAAUAUUGAUAAUUAGAGGAAUGCCAGCACUGAUGUAUGGUGUCUUAAAGCCUAUAGCAACAUUUUUUGCAA